Molecule: messenger RNA, 915 nt
Organism: Nicotiana attenuata
Lineage: Eukaryota; Viridiplantae; Streptophyta; Magnoliopsida; Solanales; Solanaceae
Exons: 2
Coding region: 1-915 (304 amino acids)
Source: RefSeq, a predicted model, not a curated record
AUGCGUAUUAUGAAUGAACAACAAAUUGAAUGGGAGAAAUCUAUACAAAAAUCUGGAAAUAGCAGGAAAUUGUCAUGGGCAGAUGAAAUAGAGAUGCAGGCGAAGAAUCAAAAACAACUGCCGGCAUCAGUUUGGGAUAAUUUUGAUAUUGGAAAAAUCACUAACGCUGGUUUAAUCUUGAAGGACAUUGAAUCAGAGGUCGAAUACUGGAAGAAUGUUGUUGUAUGCUACGUAUUAGGGGCAUAUCCACCAUUUAAUGUCCUGAAUAGCUUCUUACAACGAAUUUGGGGAAAGCGUGGAAUAGAUAAGAUAGCUAUGCUGAAGAAUGGAAUAGUAAUGGUUCGAUUUGAUACUGAAGCGGGGAAGAAUGAAGUAAUACAGGAGGGGGUUUUUCAUUUCGAUAACAAACCUCUAAUUGUGGAAGCUUGGAAUGUGGAUAUGGAUUUCUCAAAGGAUGAACUAUGUACUGUUCCAAUAUGGAUUAGGUUGCCCGGACUAGAAUUCAAAUACGGGAGUGCGAAGGGUUUGAGCAAGAUUGGAAGUCUAGUAGGGAAACCAUUAAUGGUGGAUAAGAACACUGAAAAGAAAGUGGGGCUAAAUUUUGCAAGACUUUUAGUGGAGGUAAAAAUUGGAGAGCAAUUUCCGGAAUCAAUAUUUUUUAAGAAUGAAAAAGGUAUUAUCAUAGAACAGAGGAUCACAUAUGAUUGGAAACCUUCUGUUUGUGAAGAAUGCCAAAAAUAUGGACAUACAGGGGAGAAUUGUAGGAGAACUAAGGAAAAAGAAGUGAAACAAGUAAGGGGGGAAACUGAACAUCUAAGCAAGGGGGAAUGGAGUCCAAGCAAAAGGAAUCCUGUGGAACAAAAGGAGGUACCAAAGCAAAUAGAAGGAAGAAGACAGAAUGACAAGGGUAGAUAA